UUAUGCAUAAUUCAUUUUGCGGCGUAAUCGUUAAUUCAACAAAAUGGCGUCUUGGUUGACAAGAACUUCCCUGGUCCUGGCAAGAAUUUCGACAUCACCAGCGCUGGCACGGCCAGCCAGUGUGACUGUCGGCCGUAGGUACCAGUCCACCCAGUCUGCGGCAUACCAACAGACACUCGUCAAUGUGCCGGAAACCAAGAUGACCACACUGAGCAAUGGAUUCCGGGUUGCUUCAGAAGACUCUGGCAUGCCCACAUGCACAGUGGGACUUUGGAUCGAUGCAGGAAGCAGGUACGAAAAUGAGAAGAACAACGGCACCGCUCACUUCCUUGAACACAUGGCAUUCAAGGGGACUAAGAGUCGAUCUCAGAUGGAGCUAGAGUUGGAGAUUGAGAACAUGGGAGCCCAUCUGAAUGCCUACACCUCCAGAGAACAGACUGUCUAUUACGCCAAGAGCUUCUCCAACGAUUUACCCAAAGCUGUCGAGAUCCUGUCGGACAUCGUCCAGAACAGCACCCUUGGGGAGGCAGAGAUUGAGAGAGAACGGGGGGUCAUCCUCCGUGAGAUGCAAGAGGUUGAGACGAAUCUCCAGGAAGUCAUCUUUGAUCACUUACACGCUACUGCCUACCAGGGCACAGCGCUAGGCCGGACCAUCCUAGGACCCACGGAGAAUAUCAAAUCCAUCAACCGUAAUGACCUAGUCCAGUACAUCUCCACUCACUACAAGGGUCCUCGUAUCGUGAUGGCAGCAGCCGGCGGCGUGAACCACGAGGAGCUGGUGGGACUAGCGGAGAAACACUUUGGCAAUCUGGGAACGGACUACGAGAACGAAAUCCCCGUGCUUCCUCCGUGCCGGUUCACUGGUAGCGAGAUCCGUGUUCGUGAUGACAGCAUGCCCCUGGCUCACAUCGCGCUAGCCGUGGAGGGAGUAGGCUGGGCCCACCCUGACAACAUACCACUCAUGGUCGCCAAUACGUUGAUCGGAAGCUGGGACCGUUCUUGUGGUGGCGGAGCCAAUGUGGCCAGUAGACUUGCGCAAGCCUCAUUCGAAGGAAAUCUGUGCCAUUCCUUCCAGUCAUUCAACACGUGCUACACGGACACAGGACUGUGGGGAAUUUACUUGGUCUGCGAUGGCCUGUCGAUAGAGGACAUGCUGUUCCAUGCUCAGUCUGAGUGGAUGUAUCUGUGCACCAGUGUUACAGAGAGCGAGGUGACUAGGGCCAAGAAUCUGCUGAAGACUAACAUGCUUCUGCAACUAGAUGGUUCCACGCCAAUCUGUGAGGAUAUCGGUCGCCAGGCGCUGUGCUACAACCGUCGUAUCCCACUCCCUGAGUUAGACGCCCGCAUCGAGGCAGUCAACGCUAAGGUUAUCCGAGACGUCUGCUCGCGUCACAUCUACGACAAGUGCCCGGCAGUGGCAGGAAUCGGUCCAAUCGAGCAGAUUCCGGACUACAACAGAAUUCGCGGCUCCAUGUACUGGCUACGAUUGUAAUGUCACAUGCAUUAGCCACGUGUGAAAUCAACACUGUAGUCGAGUUCCCAUUUUGUAAAGGUUAAAUCUCUAAAGUUUUGUUGUGCAUUUUUAGCAGUGUUGGAGUAGGCUGUACAGAUAUUUCGGAUGACAUAAUAAAAAUGGGGGUCGCAUUUUAUUUAUAACAAAGCAAAAGUGGAAAGCUACAGCGUGUACUUGUUUUAAAUGAUUGAUACCCAACAAAUAUUUCUCUCUAAUGUAAAUUUUACGCAGGUUCAUAGUUUUACUAUCCGCUCAGCAGCCAUCGCACACAGAUUAACUGCUAAACUUUCUGUAAUUUACACUAAAGCAAAUUUUUCGUUGCAUUGCAAUGUAUCCCCAAAAUGCCACAAUGUCAACACAUACUUAAUGCUUUGUGGAGGCAACUUGAUAUUGAAUUUGGAAAGAAAGUUGCAUCCUGACGCAAACAUUUCCAAUUUUGUUAGAAAAAAUGUGUACUUUCAAAUUGCAUGCAACCCUCCAUAGACUUUGUACAAGACAAAAGAAGUGGCGUUUGGAUACUGCAUUCUUUCCUAUAUUUUGUUGAAAAUUAUAAAUUGUUGAUACCGGAUGGUUGAUUGACAAAGAGAACUAUUAUUCAAUUUUCUUGAUAUCGAA
Messenger RNA from Patiria miniata (bat star), 2128 nucleotides. Its product is annotated as mitochondrial-processing peptidase subunit beta-like. Bases 44 to 1492 code for a protein of 482 amino acids. NCBI's taxonomy places the organism in Eukaryota, Metazoa, Echinodermata, Asteroidea, Valvatida, Asterinidae. Gene Ontology annotation, cellular component: mitochondrion. The record is from RefSeq and is a predicted model, not a curated record. The transcript has 12 exons. Gene Ontology annotation, molecular function: metal ion binding; metalloendopeptidase activity.